UGCCUGAAGGGAAAAAAAAAAGAACAGCAAGCUGUAAAUGUGACUCUCAGCAGCAGCGGUAGGUGACAAUGGAGUGUCGCGUGUUGUCCAUUCAGAGUCACGUUGUCAGGGGAUACGUGGGGAACAAAUCGGCAGCAUUCCCGCUGCAGGUGCUGGGCUUUGAAGUGGACUCCAUCAACUCGGUGCAGUUCUCCAAUCACACAGGCUACGCCCACUGGAAGGGGCAAGUACUGACAGCAGAGGAGCUGAAUGUGCUCUAUGAUGGCAUUAAACUCAACAAUGUGAACCACUAUGACUACAUCCUCACAGGGUACAGCAGGGACAUCUCCUUUCUGGAGACAGUGGUUGAUAUUAUUAAGGAGCUGAAGAAGGCCAAUCCCAGCUUGGUGUACGUUUGUGAUCCUGUUAUGGGAGACCAGGGUGCUAUGUAUGUUCCAGAGAACCUUCUGCCAGUCUACAAGGACAAAGUAGUGCCUUUGGCUGACAUCCUCACUCCCAACCAAUUUGAAGCACAGCUCUUAACAGGGAGGAAAAUUAACACAGAGGAAGAUGCUAUUGAGGUGAUGGACUUGCUUCAUAAAAUGGGUCCAGAGACUGUGGUCCUCACUAGUACAGACCUUCCAUCGAAACAGGGGGACCAGUUCCUGGUGGCUCUUGGAAGCCAAAAAAUAAAGAAACCAGAUGGGACCAACACAGAUCAGAAAAUCUGCAUGGACAUCCCCAAAAUCGAUGCUGUAUUUGUGGGAACAGGAGACCUGUUUGCUGCUAUGAUGUUAGCCUGGACUCAUCAUCACCCCAAGGACCUGAAGACUGCCUGUGAGAAGACUGUUUCUGUCAUGCACCAUGUCAUUAAGAGGACCAUUACCUAUGCCAGUGAAAUGGCUGGCCCUGGGAAAAGACCCACCCCCGCACAACUGGAGCUGAGGAUGGUUCAGAGCAAAGCGGACAUCGAGAAUCCUGCCAUUGUAGUAGAAGCCAAGCUUUUACAAAAGUCUUCACACUAAACACUGUAACGUUUUCUGUGACCGGUCUACCAGACACAUAGAUGAGUUUGACAUCAAAGACUGUCACGUGUCUCUGCCUUACAGAAUCUCUGAGAGGAUACUACUAUCUUUAUUUUUUCAUGAGUGGUCGGGAGAAUUUUUAUGUAUGUUCUGCUCACGGACACACUGGAAUAACUGCCAUAUGUGUCUGUACUGUAGAUAGUAAGACAAAAUGUGCCCUUGAUUCAAAACAAAGCAGGACAUCAGCCAAUCAUAGCCCUUUCAGACAUGGGAUGCAUGAACAUUACUGGCUUCAUCAGUCUGUCAGCUGAUGGCACGGUAACAUUCAGGCAAUUUAAUGUCCCUAACAAUUUCAUUCAGACUUACUUGCGUGGUAGACACAGCUGUGGAAGGAGCGCUAUAUUUGUGUGUCUGUGUGUGUGUGUGCAUUGGUGAGAGAGCUUCACCCUGCCCCUCCUGCACAUGAAAGAGAUCUCUCUCUCUCUACAGGGGAAUGUUUUAAUCUUAUUGCAAAUUAAAAACAGUUGAUUAGAUACAAUAUUAUGUCACACGUUACUGCUUUUUAGCUCAGCUGCUUCGAUGACAAAAGUCGAGGUAUUGUCGUAGCCUUGGCAUCUGCAUCAGCUGUUCCACAAAAACUUUAACGUUGCCCAUAAUGCGAACAAUUUGACCCCUAGGAUGUUCAUAUUCACGCCAUAUUGCAUCUACUCAAAACCUCGCACAAGGUUGAAUUUUGGUGGCCUUGACCUCAAGAUAAAGGUCAGAGGUCAAGUUUAAGAAAAUCUUGUGAACGCAAUAACUUGAGAAUGAGCUCACCUACAAUGUUCAAAUUCACACCAUAGAUACAGUUCAAGCUAGGCCCAUCAAACUUCACACACUUGUUCAGUGACUUUACUAUAUCAGCCCUUUGACCUCCCCUUUCUCCCCGAAUACAAACAGCUGAGCGUUGGCACUCAUAACUGUGCCAUGUUCAAAGUGAUUUAUAAAUGUUUACUUAAGGUAACUGAUGCAGUUUUUACAUGAAAAAUCACAGAUAUUCAUAUAGCAGCAACAGUCAUCUCAGGGCACUCUGUAAGGUUUAGACCCUGGGUGGCUGUGGCUCAGGAAGGUCGGUGGUUUGAUCCUUGGCAGCUCCGGUCUGCAUGCCAAAGUAUCCUUGGGCAGGAUACUGAACCCCAAGUUGAUCUCUGGUGCGUUUGUCAGAGUGUAAAUGUUAGAUAGAAAGUACUUAGGCGUAGAAAGAAGUGCUUGUAUAAAUAGGUGUGAAUGGGUGAAUGAGGCAUAUUGUAUAAAGUGCUAGUAGAGUAGAAAAGCACUAAGAAUCAGUCCAUUUACCCUACAAAAUUAUACAGAGGAACUCAGUGACUUUGAGCAAUUGGAAAUAUUUUAGAGAGAAAAAAAAAUCCCAGCUUUCCCCUCACAAGUUUCUUCCUAAGAGAAAAAAAUGCAUAGAGAGACGACAACCAAUAUCAAAAUAGGCAAAUGUAGAAAGGCAUGCCUGUUUAGCCAUGAAGCUGUUGCUGCCAGAUUAAUGGAAAGACGGGCAUGUCUGAAAGGGGCUCAUAUUUAUUUUAAAGGAUCAUUUCAAGAUUGUGAGACUUAAUUUAUUAAGCUGAACAGAAAACGCACAAGCCAGUGUUUUAUGCAUGACCAUUCACCUACUUGUUUUGAUUCUAGAACAUCAGGACACGUGUACUUCAAGAAAGCCACACAGAAGGCAUUGUAACCACAGCAGUACACUAUCUGUGAUAACCUUAAAACGGGCUGGAUUAGGCCACUAUAAAAUGAUUUUAAAGUGUUAAGAAUGCAUGGGAUGUGCUUAAAAUGCACUUCACUUAAAUUGCUGCUAUGUUGUAGAUUGAGUGGAUGCAUUUUAAGCGCUGAAAUAUGUUAUUGUAGUUUGUAGUCUCAUUAUUUUGUUUCAACUCUUUUAUUUUAGACAAAUUGUGACUAAUGAUAAUCAUAAUAGCUGAUGUCAAAAAUGUUCUUAUAAUCAAUUUUCUUAAAAAAUUCUCUUUGUCACCUUUUUUUUAAUUAUGCAGUGCUUUCUAGCAGGUGUGUAACAUGUUAGAUUCAUGUCUUAAGCAUCUCAAAUUGAGGUAUUUGCACAGAUGAUCUUUAAUAUAUUUACUAAUAGUCAUUGUUUUCAUUUAUGACUGUUGUCAUAUCUCAAGAAAAGAGUGUCUAUAAGAAACCACGUUGUACUGUAGCCUUAACAAGGUUAGGAAAGCAAAACAGUGGUUGUGAAUGUUUUUGUGUGCUUUUAGCUGAUCCUCGCACAUAAUGCUAGAAAGUCAAGUGCCAGACCUUGAUCUGCUGCUCUGUUAUAGAGCAACAUAUAAAGAAUUAAAAAAUAAUCUUUUUACUGAAA
Messenger RNA from Archocentrus centrarchus (flier cichlid), 3375 nucleotides. Its product is annotated as pyridoxal kinase-like. Lineage: Eukaryota; Metazoa; Chordata; Actinopteri; Cichliformes; Cichlidae. The record is from RefSeq and is a predicted model, not a curated record. Gene Ontology annotation, molecular function: pyridoxal kinase activity. The transcript is spliced from 12 exons. Bases 69 to 1004 code for a protein of 311 amino acids. Gene Ontology annotation, biological process: pyridoxal 5'-phosphate salvage. Gene Ontology annotation, cellular component: cytosol.